Molecule: messenger RNA, 2331 nt
Organism: Chelonia mydas (Green sea turtle)
Lineage: Eukaryota; Metazoa; Chordata; Testudines; Cheloniidae
Gene: SNAP25
Product: synaptosome associated protein 25
Exons: 8
Coding region: 461-1081 (206 amino acids)
Biological process (GO): exocytosis; synaptic vesicle priming; synaptic vesicle fusion to presynaptic active zone membrane
Cellular component (GO): synaptobrevin 2-SNAP-25-syntaxin-1a-complexin I complex; plasma membrane
Molecular function (GO): voltage-gated potassium channel activity; syntaxin-1 binding; SNAP receptor activity
Source: RefSeq, a predicted model, not a curated record
AGAAGACCAGCGGCUGCAUGCUGCACAUGGAUGAUCACAGCCCAUCACAUGGCUGCUGAGCUAAUUCUGGGGCCAGUUGUCUCUGGCGUCUCUUGUUACUAACUGGAGGGGAAAUGCAAUGGAUUGCAGUGCAAUAGCAAGCAUCUGACGACUCAGGCUCUCACAGACUACUCUCAGCCCCCCCCCCCCCAACCCCCACCCCGCCCCGCUUCCUCUCCUCCCCCCACCCCCUGAUAGAUGUCUAUUAAAAGCUGCUGACGUGGGAAGGGACGGCCAUCUUUGAUGAGGGCACAGCUCCCGAUCCAUUGAAGAAGGAGGCUUGGGGAGGUCAGGAGCGACUGUCCUUCCCUCCCAGCCGCCGCCGGGCUGCCUACACCGGACUCUGCGGAAGCCAAGGCUCACGGGCAGAACAAACACAAAUCCUUGGUCUGAAGCCUCGACAGACACACUCACAGCUAAAAUGGCAGAAGAACUUGAUAUGCGCAAUGAGUUGGAAGAAAUGCAGCGGCGUGCUGACCAGCUGGCGGAUGAGUCACUUGAAAGCACCCGUCGUAUGCUGCAGCUUGUUGAAGAGAGUAAAGAUGCUGGUAUCAGGACUUUGGUUAUGUUGGAUGAGCAAGGAGAACAACUGGAACGCAUCGAAGAGGGAAUGGACCAAAUCAAUAAGGACAUGAAAGAAGCAGAAAAGAAUUUGACGGACCUAGGAAAAUUCUGUGGUCUUUGUGUCUGUCCAUGUAACAAGCUUAAAUCCAGUGAUGCUUACAAAAAAGCCUGGGGCAAUAAUCAAGAUGGGGUUGUAGCCAGCCAGCCUGCACGUGUUGUGGAUGAGCGGGAGCAGAUGGCCAUCAGCGGUGGCUUUAUCCGCAGGGUAACAAAUGAUGACCGAGAAGGCGAAAUGGACGAAAACCUUGAGCAAGUCAGCGGCAUCAUUGGAAAUCUCCGUCACAUGGCCCUGGAUAUGGGCAACGAGAUUGACACACAGAACCGCCAAAUUGACAGGAUCAUGGAGAAGGCUGACUCCAACAAAACCAGGAUUGAUGAAGCCAACCAACGUGCAACAAAGAUGCUGGGCAGUGGUUAAAUGCCACGUAGUGCAUUUCCCUCUUAGCACUGUCCCAGGCGGCAGUCUCUUCAUGCUUUUCUCAUGGUAUUUACCUACUAGGUUUGCACACAUGCACAUAUCAGCCCCCAUUGUCAAUGUUGUCCUGUGUAGUCUGUCAGCUUUCCAAAAAUGAUACUUGUAAUUAUUUUUUUCUAGAGAUCUUUCUUUCCAAAGGUUGUACAUAGUGCUGAUUUGAUGGCUUUAGCUCACUUUGAAGUUUGGGGGGGAUUGUUUGGUUGGGUUUUUUUGUUUGUUUGUUUGUUUCAAUUCUCUCUCUCUCUCUCUUUUGGGUUGCUUUCUUUUCGUUUUCUUUUACGAUGUUUGCUGAAUGACAACAAUGUUGGAAUGCUAACUGUGCUGUUAACCCUUAAAUAUACAGUAUUGUUCUUGUAAAACUGUGACAUUCCACAGAGCUACUGCCAUACUCCUGUCUUUGGGUAUCACUUAAACUUACUGUCUUCUGUUCUCCAUUGCUGUCAUCUGUUGUUAUAAUUUCAUGAUAAGACAAUGUGGAAUUAUGUAACUAUAACAAGCAUUGCACUAAAAAGUGAUGUGAUUUUAUGCAUUUAUGCAUGAGAAAUAACUAGACCUCUAGACUCCUACUUAAACAAGACUUUUCCCAUGGCAGUAGCACACCAACAAAUGACAACAAAAGCAUGCUCGGUAUUGGGACUGUGUUAUACCAGCAAGUAUGCAGUCGUGCCACUUUUUUCUUGUUGAUAUAUAUACAGUUUUUAACCAUGAUCGGUUUUUUUUAAUUAUGGAAAAAAAGAUGGCUUGGGCACUCACCAUUUCAUCAUUGCCAGUAAAAAUUGAACCUUUGGCUGAAAAUAUGUCAAAGGCAAAAAGAAAUAGGUGUAAUAUAUUGGGUUUGUCUGUUGCUUUUGAAGACUUAUCUUUUGGAGGAAACGACUACCAUAGGAAUCGAUGCAAAGAGAUGUAAUUUUUAUAAGGCUCUAUCUUACUACUCGCUCCCCUCGUGUGGUUUGUUAUCAGUACAGUUCUCUGUUGCUUUCCUAGGGCUAUGCACACCAAAUCGCUGAGAUGUUUAGUAGCUGACUUAAUGAAAAAUAAUAAUAAAAAAUAACCUACACGAAUGAAAUCUAGAUAAACUGUGAGAUAAAUAUCAUUGCCGCAUGUAAUAUGAAAAUUCUUUCUGUCUCCUGUCAGUUUGUGACGUGAUUGACAUUUUGUAGCUAGUUUAAAAAUUAUUAAAAAUUAUAGACCUC